Odocoileus virginianus texanus is the source of this 3066-nucleotide messenger RNA. The record is from RefSeq and is a predicted model, not a curated record. Lineage: Eukaryota; Metazoa; Chordata; Mammalia; Artiodactyla; Cervidae.
AUGGAGGAGCAGCGGGUGCUCGCGGCCGCCAAGGACGGGGACCUGGCCACCCUGGAGCAGCUGCUGGAGGCAGGCGCCCUGGGCCCGCGCGUCACUGACGCCCUGGGGGCCGGCCUGGUGCACCACGCCGCCCGGGCAGGCCACCUGGCCUGCGUCAGGUUCCUGGUGCAGCGGGCCAAGCUGCCCGGCAACCAGCGUGCCCACAACGGGGCCACCCCCGCGCACGACGCCGCGGCCACCGGCGGCCUGGCCGAGCUGUGCUGGCUGGUGCGCCACGGCGGCUGCGGUCUGCAGAGACCGCAGGAGCCCGAGCGGAAGUCUUUGUCAACAGGGCGUGCGGGCAGGUUUGGGGAGGGGGCUGCCGCUCCCUGCAGCGGCUCGCAGGGCACCAAGAACUCACCUGGCCCCGCGACCACAUGGAGGCAAGGCUGGAUGCGGAAACCUGAUGACCCUGCCCAUUCGGUCCACACGGGGACCUGGAAUACCGGCCAGAGCGGCUCCCCGAGACCCCCGGCCGAGCGCGCUCUGAAGCCCCGCCUCCCCCGCAGCGGCGUGAACCGGCGGACGCGCAGCGGCGCCUCCCCGCUCUACCUGGCCUGCCAGGAGGGCCACCUGCAUCUGGCGCAGUUCCUGGUGAAGGACUGCGGCGCCGACGUGCACCUGCGCGCCCUCGACGGCAUGAGCGCGCUGCACGCCGCCGCCGCCGGCGGCCACUACUCGCUCGUCGUCUGGCUGGUCACCUUCACGGACAUCGGCCUGACAGCUCGGGAUGACGAGGGGGCCACCGUCCUGCACUUCGCCGCUCGGGGUGGCCACACGCCCAUUCUGGACCGGCUCUUGUUGAUGGGCGCCCCCAUCAUGAGAGACUCCUGGGGGGGGACGCCCCUCCACGAUGCAGCGGAGAAUGGGCAGAUGGAGUGCUGCCAGACCCUGCUGUCCCACCGCGUGGACCCCGCCCUGCGGGACGAGGAUGGCUACACGGCUGCGGAGCUGGCGGAGUACCACGGCCACCGCGACUGUGCCCAGUACCUGCGAGACAGCACCCGGCCGGUGCCGCUCCUGAUGACCCCCCCACCCCCGCCGUUCCCCCCUCCUCCGCUGUCGGCCGCCAGACAUCCCCCGGAGGAUGGCGGAAGUGGGGGCGCAGGCCUUGGGAGCCCCACCCCAGCGUCUCUCAGCCCAGCCUGGCCCGGCCAGCCAGACCAGCCUCCUCCGAGGGAGCACACAGCCCACACGGCGCCCCCAAGGGUCACCACUGGUGCCAUGGCCGUCCCCACGGGGGCGGAGACGGUGGCGGGGGGCGCCCCGGACAGCCUGGUCGCGCUGCAGCUAGACGGAAUGCGCUUGGGCGACCUCGACGGGCUGGUGCCCACGCGGGAUGAGCGCGGCCGACCCAUCCCCGAGUGGAAGCGGCAGGUGAUGGUGCGAAAGCUGCAGGCACGCCUGGGCGCAGCUCCAGCGGCGCCAGAGGCCCAGGACGAUGGCGGGCACCCAGACCCCAUGGAGCAGGCGGCCUGGCGGUACUCGCAGACGCACCAGGCCAUCCUGGGCCCCUUCGGGGAGCUGCUGACCGAGGACGACCUGGUGUACCUGGAGAAGCAGAUCGCCGACCUGCAGCUCCGGCGCCGCUGCCAGGAGUACGAGAACGAGCUGGGCCAGCUGGCGGCCGAGCUGCAGGCCCUGCUGCCUGCACCCCUGGUCAGCAUCACCGUCAACAGCCGCUUCCUGUCCCCGGGGCCCGGGCUGGAGGCCGAGGAGGCCGCACCCCGGGGCUCCGAGGAGGGGGCCUCGCAGGCCACGCCCGGUGGGCAGGCCCUGCCCUUCUGGUGCAGCCACGUCGCUCGGCUGGUGCGCAGCUUGUCCCUGCUCCUGAAGGGCGUGAACGGGCUGGUGCAGGGCGAAGAGAGAGCCCCCCCAGAGGCCCCCAGGGAGGCCCCCAGGCCAGCCCCGGCCAGCCCCCCGAGGAGCGAGGCCCAGCGCGAGAUCCGAGAGUGUGGGGUGUCUGUGAGGAUGCUCCGCGGCAACUUCGAGUCAGCCCCCGGCCGGCCCUGCACCCCAAGCCCUGUCCCCUGUGAGCCAGGGGCCCAGCCAGGGUCAUGCCCGAGGGGCUGCUGGCCUGCCCCCAUCCUGCCCUGCGGCGGCCCGAUAGGAGGGAGGCCCGGGCAGGGUGACACGGAGGAGGCCAGUGACUCAGGCAUCAGCUGUGAGGAGGCUCCAUCGGAGGCGGGCGCCACGCCGGGCCCGGACCUGGCCAGCCUUCGCAAGGAGCGCAUCGUCACCCUCUUUCUCAGCCACUGGAAGAAAUCGGCCUACAUGCCAGCGCUCAAGACAGCGGCCUGCAGGACCCUGGAGGCCCAGCGUGUGGGGCCGCAGGGGCAGGAGGCAGCCAGGAGCCCCCUGCCGCCCUCCCCACCACCCAGCGAGAGCCCGAGGCCCAGCCGCCUCUGGCAGCAGCGCAGCACCAUCGCCCAGCUGCUGGGCCACUGGAAGGCCGUCCUGGCCCACGUGCCUGCCCGGCAGCUGCGGCGGCUGAGCCGGCGGCCCUGCGGGCCCCUGUCCCCUGAGCAGUUCCUGCCCCACGUGGAUGGGGCGCCGGUGCCCUACGGCAGCCUCACGCUAGACCUCUUCAUGCUGGGCUACUUCCAGCUCCUGGAGUGCAACCUGCCGGCCGAGGAGCGCAAGAUGCGCCACCUGCUGUGCUUCGAGGUCUUUGAGCACCUGGGCGCCCACGGCUGGGAGGCGGCCCGUGCCUUCCACAAGGCCGUGACUGACGAGGUGGCCGCCGGGCGCCGUGCCUGGACCGACGGCUUCGAGGACAUCAAAGCCCGCUUCUUUGGCUCCAGCCACAGUCCCACCCGGGACGCGGAGCCCGGCCGCAAGUCGGGCCUGACCCCGCUUGGGCCCCUGCCUCACGCGGGCUCCGGCAGCCCCGAGCCCGCAGCGCAGAGGCUGGGGUCCGGCCCCCAGCGAGGCAGCUUCAACAACGAGGACAUCUGUGGCUACAUCGACCGGAGCUUCGCCUUCUGGAAGGAGAAGGAAGCCGAGAUGUUCGGCUUUGGGGAGUGA